This is a messenger RNA of Fomitopsis serialis, 1791 nucleotides long. RefSeq lists its product as uncharacterized. The record is from RefSeq and is a predicted model, not a curated record. Lineage: Eukaryota; Fungi; Basidiomycota; Agaricomycetes; Polyporales; Fomitopsidaceae. The transcript is spliced from 5 exons. The coding region runs from base 1 to 1791 and encodes 596 amino acids.
AUGCUCGACAUAAGGUCGCUCACACCUAUCGAAAACGUCUAUGCACGCCAGCUCUUUCCCCUUGGCAAGGGGUAUCCUCUCUGGUAUCCAGAGCCACGGGAGGAAAGUGAGGCUGGCAAGGUUCACCUGGGUGACGUGGGGUACCUACACCGAGGGGCGUUCGUCCGCCUCUUCAACGCCAUGCGAGGCGCGGACGAUGUGGUCAAUCAACGUCCCGACAACAUGCCCAACGUUCCGGACGGUUUCGAGAAGCUCGUUUUGACUCACCCGCUGUUCCGCCUCUCUAAUGCUUUAUCUGGACGCCUCCUCAGUCGAACCAUGAAGGACGUCCACAUCGAGGCAGGCGGACAAGGGCAUGGCAUCUCCGCUGAACUGUCUUUCGAAUGCACCGACCGUCAAGGUGCAGUCCUCGUCCUCGGCUCACCGGCGGAGCUCCAGGAAAUCAUCUACACGAAGGCCAUGACAGACUACAUGAAGACCAACAUCGACAGCUGGGUCGCAUUCGCCCAAACCCUAGGCGUCGACCUCCAACACAACAGGAUCAUGUUCGUCAAGGGUUGGGUCAAAACGACUCACUGGGCUCUCGCGGCGUUUCGGGAAAAAGGGAAGAGCAAACGUUGCCACAUCCAGGGUGGCGUUGGCCCCGUCGGGUCUGCGUAUCUUGACGUGACGUUCUCCGACGCUACUGACCACGGUGGCGAAUCCCGUUCAGGGCCUCCGGGUUCCGAGCGAGGCGAUGCCGAGGGGGCUCGAGGCUUGGAUCACGGCAGACCCAAGGAUCAAUGCGUGCUCCUGAGGUACUUCAUAUCCAAGAAAAGACCUCUGCUCGCCCCCGAAAUCAUAGAAGCAGCAGCGCGGCCUCAAUCACCCCCUAAAUACAGCGAUGCAAGCGAUAAAUCAUUCCCGUCAGGGCUAGCUCGGAGGCUCCUGCGAGACGACGAUAUGCAUGAUUCUUUGCUCAUCCCACGAGAUCCUCCGCCUUACCAUAGUAUUUGGAAUCACCAAAGAGCCCCGAGAACUGCAAAGCCAAUCAAAUUAUACGUACCCGAUGACGAUGACAUUGAAAUCACCGAGACGCCGCCAGCCACAAAGCCUUAUGAUCCCGUCGAUUCAGUACUGGAUUACAUCCUCGAGAAAUCCGGUGCAUCUUACGCAAUCGCGAGCGACACUGACUUAUGGAGGCUCGCCGAUGUCGACGCAGAUGCCCCACAGCAACUCGAGGUCAAGCGGGGUAAAUCGCACACAGAUGAACCCGGCGAUACUCAAGACUGGGACAUCCCAGCCUUGAUCAGACGCAUACAACCUCCGGUCGAAGUGGGCGUAGACAAAACGGGCAUGCUGGGCGUGUUCAAAGUCUUCGAUCUGAUGGAGCGUACCAUGGCUCUCAAUCAGGAGCUGCACCUCAACGUCUACGAACGCUAUAGGAGGCUCGCGUACACGCAGGCGGAGGUGAUCCGGGGCACGGGCGAAUACGUCGAGAGGCGGUUCGCGCUGAAGAAGCGGAUCCUGCACUGCCAGAUUCUAGUCGACUAUUUCUCCCGCAAUACGACGCACCGGUCGCGCUCGUUCGAAUCCGAUGAGCAGCUCUUUUCCAAUCGGGGGAAGUACGAACUGCGAGGCGAAGACACGAGCGCCGCAAUCAGUCACAGCGGGUUGUAUGUCUCGUACGCUGUAGUGUCAAGGCUCCUGCCGUUGGCGAUAUACCCGCCUGUGUUCACUACGGAUAUCCCGCGUGUUCUGGAGGAGUUGCAGUGGGCGAAGGGAUGGUUAGAGCGGAUGCAGGCAGAGUGA